GAGUGUGUGUGGACGUCGUGGGCUUCUCUCCUUCAAACCGCACAGCAUCAUCAUCAUCACUCGCUUCACAGCAACAGCCUCGUACGCAUCCACAUCCUCCUCCUCCUCCUUCUCCUCCUCCUCCUCCACAUCCUCAUCAGCACCAUCUCCGCGGCUGAAGAGGGACAGCUCGCAUCGCCGGAUUUGAGACAUAAUCAGAGCCUGUUGAGACCUGGGAGUCAACGCUUCAGAUCUGUGAGGUAUAUCCUGAACAAGCCCCAGCACAUUCAGGGGGGCCACUCAGCUAAAGCUUUGACCUCUUUUGCGUCUUCUGCACCUCUUUAAAAUGGAGGACGGGUACCAAAACCGGACUACCUUCAUAAAAGGAGCCAAAGACAUUGCCAAAGAAGUCAAGCGGCAAGCCUCCAAGAAGGUGGGCCGCUCCGUGGAUAAGGUGACCGAUGAGUACAGCAAGCGCUCCUACAGCCGCUUUGAAGAGGAUGACGAUGAUGACUACCCAAUGCAGGGAAGCCAGGAUGGAGGCUACUACCGUGGAGACAGCCAGGCGGCCAACGACGACGACGGCGGCCACAGCGACUCCACAGAGGGCCACGACGAGGAUGAUGAGAUCUACGAGGGCGAGUACCAAGGAAUCCCCAGGGCUGAUUCGGGCAAAGGUAGUCUGGCCGGAGGUCCGGGAUCGGUGAGAGCCGGAGACCAACAGUUCAGAGACGCCGCGGCGUCCGAGGCUGCAAGGAGGAAGGACCAGGAGGAGCUGGCUCAACAGUACGAGACCAUUUUACAAGAAUGUGGUCACGGGAAGUUCCAGUGGAGCCUCUACUUUGUGCUGGGACUGGCGCUCAUGGCUGACGGCGUGGAGAUCUUCGUGGUCGGUUUUGUCCUCCCCAGCGCUGAGAAGGAUAUGUGUCUGUCUGAACCCAGCAAAAGCAUGCUAGGUCUGAUUGUGUAUUUCGGGAUGAUGGUCGGGGCUUUCCUCUGGGGGGCUCUGGCCGACCGGAUAGGCCGCCGGCAGUCUCUCCUCAUCUGUCUGUCCAUCAACAGUAUCUUCUCCUUCUUCUCCUCCUUCGUCCAGGGUUACAGCACCUUUCUCUUUUGCCGCCUCCUCUCCGGUGUUGGAAUCGGUGGUUCAAUUCCCAUCGUGUUCUCCUACUACUCUGAAUUCCUGUCCCAAGAGAAGCGCGGCGAGCACCUCAGCUGGCUCUGCAUGUUCUGGAUGAUCGGAGGAAUAUACGCAUCCGCUAUGGCCUGGGCCAUAAUCCCACAUUAUGGAUGGAGUUUCCAGAUGGGAUCGGCGUAUCAGUUCCAUAGCUGGCGCGUGUUCGUGUUAGUGUGCGCAUUUCCCUCUGUGGCUGCCAUUGCCGCCCUCAGCGCCAUGCCAGAGAGCCCACGCUUCUACUUAGAGAAUGGAAAACAUGACGAAGGCUGGAUGAUUCUGAAGCAAGUUCACGACACAAACAUGAGAGCGAAGGGAUACCCAGAGAGGGUGUUUUCCGUCACCACAAUCAAGACUGUGAAGCAGAUGGAUGAGUUGGUGGACACUGGCACCGACACUCCGGUCUGGCGACGCUACAGGCUGAAGAUCAUGAGCCUCUCCCAACAGAUGAAGAACAACAUUCUUGCCUGCUUCAGCCCCGAAUAUAAACGGACAACCUUCAUGCUCAUGGCCGUCUGGUUCACCAUGUCUUUCAGCUAUUACGGCCUGACGGUGUGGUUCCCAGACAUGAUCAAGUACAUCCAGAAGCAGGAAUACGAUUCGCGCACUAAGACCUUCUCGAAGGAGCGAGUGGAGCACGUCACUUUUAACUUCACCCUGGAAAACCAAGUGCACCGCCAAGGAUACUACUUCAAUGACAAGUUCCUCAACCUGAAGAUGAAGUCCAUGGUGUUUGAGGACUCUGUCUUCGAGGAGUGCUACUUCGAGGACAUCACCUCCACACACACCUUCUUUAGAAACUGCACCUUUAUUGCCAGUUUGUUCUACAACACAGAUUUGUUCAAAUACAGGUUUGUCAACUGUAAACUGCUCAACAGCACGUUCCUCCACAACAAGGAGGGCUGCAUGCUCGACUUCAGCGACGACUUCAACAAUGCCUACAUGAUAUACUUUGUCAACUUUCUCGGCACGCUCGCAGUGUUGCCUGGCAACAUUGUGUCAGCUCUAUUAAUGGACAAAAUCGGGCGUCUAAGGAUGCUGGCGGGAUCCAGCGUCAUAUCUUGUGUCAGCUGUUUCUUCCUGAUGUUCGGCAACAGCGAGUCGGGGAUGAUCGCCCUGUUGUGUCUGUUCGGUGGCAUCAGCAUCGCCUCGUGGAACGCCCUGGAUGUGAUAACAGUGGAACUCUACCCCUCGGAUAAAAGAACCACAGCGUUCGGCUUCUUGAACGCCCUCUGUAAACUGGCAGCCGUGCUGGGCAUCAGCAUCUUCCAGUCAUUUGUUGGCAUCACCAAGGCCGUCCCCAUCUUAUUUGCUGCUGGUGCACUCGCCGCCGGCAGUUUUCUCGCAACAAAGUUGCCUGAAACGAGAGGCCAGGUGUUGCAGUAAAGCCGUUGACCAGCAGUGGGCAGCAGAGUACAGCUGAAGCGUGUGUUUGACAACGAGAGAGCCAGAACAUCCCCGAGAGCUUCAGCGCUGCCCGUCACACAACAACAGAACAGAGUGCCAUCCCCAUUGUAAGCCCAGAAUCCUUUGAAAUGUGGAUUGCACCAUUCACAGUCCAUACAGAUAACACAGUGAUUAAAAGAGAAGAGCACACAGAUGUAGAAAAAGAUACCUGCACCAUGAUACCACCCGAUACAUCACUUUAUUUCAGUUGCUCUGUCAGGUUAAAAAAAAAAAAACUGGAUGACGUGGUGUUAAGGGAAACAUUAGGAUAAAACAUGCACAGAUUUACAGUGACAAGACAGAACGGUCAAGUGAAGAGAUGAGACUGAAAAAAAAAAGAGCCAUUUCUGGGGGGGAUGAAGAAGGGUUAGUCCGUGUAUGUGGUCAGUUUUCAAAUAUGAUUGCAGUGUUUUUCUUUCCGUCCUCGACUUCAGUGACGACUGGCUUACAGUGCCGCUGUUUCACUUGCUGUGACGUUGCUGGUGCAGUUCAGUCCACAUUCAGACCAUUGACUCAUUGACGUGUUUUCGUGAAAGGUUUCUCUUACCUUAAACUCAUUUUCAGGGUGAAUAUAUUUUCCUAUUGAAACGCCCGUGACCCUUGACCACUGCCAACGACUGAAGCCAGACCCGCUGAGCGCUGUUAUUCUCUACCAAAUACUGUUAAAACAUUCCAGUUAUUGUCAGGAUUUAUUUAGAAACAAAGCCAUUUUUGUCAUUUUUUUUGUCCCUGAAUAAUUCCUGUUCUUACUUACGGCCUCGAGAUGCAGACAGGUGACGAUUCAUUUCACAGGAUUCUCUGUUGUAAAUGGGAACAGCUUGGUCCAGUUCCUCAGUGUUCAGUGUUAAACUAAUGUGUCCCCAUCCCCGUUGUGUCACGAUGUUCACCCACGAGCGCAACACAUGAACGACUGUAGGACGGAUUUUGGUCAAGUGGUAAAUGUGAGAGCGGAUAUUUGCAAAUGAAAUUAGUCGUGCGAGCGUGCGAUUGCAUGUGUGUGUGUGUGUGAGAGGAUGCAAGGAUUGUCUGAACUGGUCAUUUGAACUCCUUCAUUUCACGCAAAUCGACAUGCGGAUCACAUUUUUAAUCAGUUAUCCAGCUAAUUUAAAAAAAAAAAAAGGUUAAUUAAACUAAACUGGUGCACUGGCACUGGUGUGGCAGAAAAGUCUCGCUCCAUCACUUAUGCAUAGUUGCAUAAAUUAGCCUUUCUAAGAAAACUGUGUGAAAGUUCAUUCUGAGAGUCACUUACAAGCUUUUCCCAGAGCUUUCAACUGUGCCUGUCAGAUACAGUAUCCUCAUGUGUCAGGAUGAAUGAAAGCUCCUUGAGAAAUCCCGUUAAGUGGACCUUGAGUUAAGGUUGUUUUUGCUUGAAUUCGAAGCAUGCUUUCUUAAAAAAUGCCCCCCUAACAAGUCACAACGACAGUCCAUUAUAUCAUAAGCACAAAUAAAAUGGGACCAAAAGAGAGAGAAGAAGAAGAAGAAGCAGAAAAGGAAGUCUGAUUGAUCAGGCGGUGCAGAAAAUAAAGGGAAAUUUUAUUACGAUGUUAUUUCAAGGGCUGAAUCGUUCAUCCAUUCCUGCCAGAGAAGGUGAAAGUCUUUUAAGCGUGCACAAGUUAAAUACAUGCAGUAACUCUGAUAUGAAUUGGAUAGAGCCUAAAAGGAAUCCUUAUUUAUACAUAUCACUGUACUUCAGAUCAUUCUCCAAAGGUGUACAUCUAUACGUGUGCUGACAAUCAGUGAGUGGGAGGAUGGUGCGAUGUUUUGACCUAAAAAAACGUCCUCUGGAUUGCGUGUGUGUCUUUUAGAGCAGUUAUCUCCCCAAGGAAUUUCAAAAAAAAAAAAAAAAAGCUCAGCAUAAAGACUAGACAUGGGGAAAUGGCAUGUCUUCCUCUACCUUUAUGCUAGGCUAAGCUAACUGUUGACUGUAGUUCCAUAUUCAGCAGAGGUUGGCAUCAGUCUCCUCAUUCACAGUGUCGAACUGUAUCUUCAGAGAUGUCGAAAUCCUGAUUCUGAGGAACAGAUCUCUUCUUUGUGCGGAAAGAGUGUGUGGAUGCACGUCGGCCUGCUUGUGUGUGCGCGCAUGUGUGUGUAAGUUGACUAAAUCGUCUAUCACAUAUUUUUCUACUCUUUUCUGUUGCAAAGUUUUCAUCCCCGCGAGGAACUCAGCUCAGUCGGGGAUCACGGAAUAUAUUUGCGCAAAACAAAACAGCACGAAGAAAAAGAUAAAAAACAUCCAACAGUAUAUGCAGUACAGAAAUUAACGCGUUGAUCUUCGCAGCAGACCCGGGAGAUAACGUGACACCAGCUCUUAUGUUUAGAAAGAGAUCAUAAAUAUUCACAAAGAUCCGCGACCCCGCAAAACCUUCUGUACUCAACCGAUCGUGACGCAUGUUUGUAUCGUAUUGUCUGACUUCUUGGACGUCCUGUAUGCCAGCUGUUUUUGUCUAAAGCAAGAACUAGUGUUUUCAUUGUUGUAUGAUGACAUAGAUUUGUUGCUUGCAGUGAUUGUUCUUAAUCAAAGUGGUGGGGUUAAAAUUGGUGAAACUUGAGUAUGUGUCCUGAAAGUAAGUUAGUGGUGACUGUGCCCCCGUUUACCUUUUAGACCCAGGUAACUUUUCAUAUAUAUAUAUAUAUAUACAUAUAUAUAUAUGCCUGAAUUUAUGAGAAGGAUGCUUGUAAUCAUGCUUGUACCUCUUGUCACAGAGGUACAAGACAGCUACGGCCGGAUAAAGGGCAAUAAGUGAAGUGAAGGGAGCAGAGAAAUGUGCAUAAAUGGUGUACGUAUUUGAUUGGUUUACGUGAGUCCGUAUAAAAGCGGGGGGGAAGUGUGAGCAAUAAAGUGUAGGGCUUCCCCAAGUCUGAGGAAACAGGAAGUCAAACGGUUUGUCAACUCCUCAAAAGAGCGCCCACUGUCAAAUCAAAGCUCCAGCAAAAUGCGUAACUGUUAAAUGCUACUAUGUGUAGAUAUAUAAUAUGUAACUAUAAAGAAGGGUUGCUAGUUUGAAUCUAUAAUGUUGGCAGUGAUGUGGUCAGAAACACCAGCCCGAAAGACUUCCCCUACUCAAUGAUGGCGGUUUAUUUACUUAAACGUGUUGAGGACUUUCGGAUGGCACGACUUCUGUCUACUCGACACUUAAGAGCACACAGAUCAGUCCCGGAUGAUUCCUGGAAAAUAAAAAAAACACACGGAUCGACCCCCAUGCCAGAAUACAACUCCAUCAUCUGCAAAGAACUGCAAGAAUCCUUUGCCGUAGUUGGGACUGAAGGAGUCUCCGUUUGUGUUUUCUUUAGUUUGACCUGUUUAUUAACCGAUAAAAACUCUAAAUGUGAGUUCAAUUCAAAAUUCAAUGUACUGUGUGUAGAAACUGUAGAUGUUUGUACGUGCCAGUAAGGAGUCUGUGGAACAAAAAGAUCAUGGAAAACUUAAAAAAAAAAAAAAAAAAGUUCAAUAUGACACAAAAAAUCUAUUGUGUGUUGUCUUUGUGUUUUGUAAAUGAAGACUGAAAAUCUUGGUAAAUUCAGUAUUUAUUACUUCUGGAUAUUGAGAAUAUUUUAGUGAUGCUGAAAAGGUGCUGUAUUUAUUUUAUGUGAGAGUUGUUCUUUAUGCUGGAAUUCACACUUUUGUGCCAUUUAUCCAGUUCUCUAAAGAAAAUGAUAAAUCAUAAUGGAAAUAAAACGUAAAGAAAGAAAA
Mugil cephalus (flathead mullet) is the source of this 6290-nucleotide messenger RNA. Its product is annotated as synaptic vesicle glycoprotein 2A-like. Lineage: Eukaryota; Metazoa; Chordata; Actinopteri; Mugiliformes; Mugilidae. The record is from RefSeq and is a predicted model, not a curated record. Gene Ontology annotation, biological process: chemical synaptic transmission; transmembrane transport. The transcript is spliced from 13 exons. Gene Ontology annotation, cellular component: membrane. Gene Ontology annotation, molecular function: transmembrane transporter activity. Bases 326 to 2539 code for a protein of 737 amino acids.